Molecule: messenger RNA, 6073 nt
Organism: Camarhynchus parvulus
Lineage: Eukaryota; Metazoa; Chordata; Aves; Passeriformes; Thraupidae
Gene: ZDHHC21
Product: zinc finger DHHC-type containing 21
Exons: 9
Coding region: 298-1095 (265 amino acids)
Biological process (GO): protein targeting to membrane; peptidyl-L-cysteine S-palmitoylation
Cellular component (GO): endoplasmic reticulum; Golgi apparatus
Molecular function (GO): protein-cysteine S-palmitoyltransferase activity
Source: RefSeq, a predicted model, not a curated record
GGCACCGGCAUCUCCUCCGGCACGGCCCCGCCGCGGCGGGCGGGCUCCUGCGGGGCAUCCUCCAUCCCUGCACCUCCCCUCCAGUGUUGCUGUUGUCUGUGCUGGGAGCUGGGUAGGGAAGCCCUGGGCAGAUCUGCCAGGUAUCUCCCCAUCUGUGAAGAGAUACAGAAGACAGAUGAAAAAUCACCCUGUCUUGAGAGUGACAUCUGCAUUUGUGCAGUUCUUGCUUAAUUCUGGAUUUUGCCAUCCAAGGAUUAUCUUCCUGGGUCGUGACGAUUUAUUAUCUGUUUGUGUUCAAUGGGGCAACGGAUUCACUUUGUGGUUGACCCUCAGGGUUGGUGCUGCAUGGGCCUAAUUAUCUUUGUCUGGCUGUACAAUACAAUCUUCAUCCCAAAGGUCAUCCUUUUUCCUCAUUAUGAAGAGGGAAAUAUUUCAGUUGUGGCAGUUUUCUGUUAUUACUUCUGCUCAUUGUUUUGUGUAGCUUCAUUAUUUAGAGCCUCAGUAGCCGAUCCAGGAAAACUACCUGAAAAUCCAGAGAUACCAAUUACAGAACGAGAACAUUGGGAGUUAUGUAACAAGUGCAAUAUGAUGAGACCAAAGCGUUCACACCAUUGCAGUCGCUGUGGACAUUGUGUGAGGAGGAUGGAUCACCACUGUCCAUGGAUUAAUAAUUGUGUUGGUGAAGACAAUCACUGGCUGUUUUUACAGCUGUGUUUCUACACCCAGAUCCUUAGUUCCUAUACGCUGAUACUUGACUUCUGCCAUUACUACUACUUUUUGCCUCUGAAAAAAGAAAACUGGGAUGUGUUUGUAUUUAGACAUGAACUUGCUCUCCUAAGAAUAUCUGCCUUCAUGGGUCUAAUAAUAUUAGGUGGAAUAAGUCGACUCUUUUACACUCAGCUAAUGGGUAUUUUCACUGACACUACAAGUAUAGAAAAAAUGUCUAACUGUUGUGAAGACAUAUCGAGGCCCCAGAAGCCGUGGCAGCAGACCUUCUCAGAAGUUUUUGGCACUCACUGGAAGAUCCUGUGGUUUAUUCCUUUCAGGCAGCGGCAACCACUGCGAGUUCCCUACUACUUUGCCAAUCAUGUCUAAACAGAUGGAUGGUGGGCACAGAUGGGCCCUCCAUGCUGGAAGUUCAUUACAGGUUUUAUGAUAAUAGGACUGUGACAGUCUUCAAGUCAAUUAUAAUCCAGUCAUAGGCAUCACAGUGUGCCCCGGGCAUUAUUUUAGUUAUGGUCUUGAUUUUAUUCUGAAAUUAAGGCAAGUUAAACAAUCAACUUACAGCUUAUUUGCUUUCAAACUAGCUUUCCAAAGAGAUUCCUUUUGUCUUUGAGGUUAAUACCAAAAGCAAACAACUGGAAAGUAGUCUUCAUCCAGUUUGAUACUGGCUCUUUUUUCUUUUCUUCCUUUUUCUUAUUCAUUUCUUUUUCCUUCUGUUUUAAUUUUUGUGUAGAAAGCACUGAAGUUUACAUUGGUGGUUAGCUUUCUCACUAAGUGUCUUAUUUUGCUUUGAAUUUUUUUUUAGGGUUUUGAUCAGUAGGUCAGUCUGGAUAAUGAUAAUGUCUUUUUUCUGCUGCAUAUGUUUAAAAUUCCAUGAUUCCAUGAGUUAUUUAUGAUAUGCAAAAGUAAUCCUGCAGCCCUGCACUAUAAAAGGUAACAUUGAAAGCUAAAGCAGAGUACUUCUCAAGCCUUUCUUAGAGAGGUUUUGUAGAGGCACACAAAUGUGUGUGUUUACAUAGAGGACAGCUUACAGUUAUCUUCUGGCCUAGAUAUGAUGUUAGUGAAAAGUGUUCAUGUCUUUAUGUCAGUGAGAGGGAUUAACUAUUUCAGGGUAAACUAUGCAGAUACUAUGCGUGUUUUCCCUAUAUCCCAAGGAUUUGAAUCAGCAAUAACCAACAAAAAAGUUGCAUGGUGCAAAUAUUAGAAUUAUUACUUUUUAAAAAUAUAGAUGUAGUUAGUUAGCAUAAUGUGUCAUAAAGAAGAGUAUAUUGUCAAUAAAGUUUAAAAUUUUAUAUUUACUUUUCUUUAGUCUUGAUUAGCUGGAAUUGGUCUGUUUGUAUAUUUUAAAUAAAAUUAAAUAAUAUUUAUAUAUAUUUAUAGAUUUGCUAUUAACACAAACAUUGAAGUAUAUAAACACAUUUAAUAGGGUACUAUGUUGAUGUUGAUGGCUUUUAAGUUGGAAGUAGUUAACCAAAGAAAGCAUCUUUCAGAUCUGGUAAAAUGAUAAUUAUUUCCAAAGUACCAGGUCGGUCUUCCUGUCUCUGAAAAAGUUAUGUACUUACUUCAGCCCUCUGUAUCUAUACAAAUGUUAACUUCAGAUGAUUGUGAAAACUACUGUGGAUUUCUAGGAGAAAGUCACAACUCAGUGUUUCCAGUUAUUCUGCUUACUGUGUUUUUUGAGUAGUCUAACAGGACUAGGAUCCCCCUUAAAUAACAGCCAUGCAGCAGGACACAAUAAAAGACACAAAGUCAGGAUUUUAUACAUAUAGAUUGUGCAGAAAGUAAUAGUUUAUUUGUGAACAGUAACUUCAAAAAAGAAGGGUAAGAUUUUUCAUGACUGGUGUUUGCAAAAAAUUUUUAGAUCAACUCUCUUAAGGUCUUAGUACAUUUACUGCCAAUGUUAGGUGUCCCUUUAUUGAAUUAACAGAUUUUGAUCCACUAAAAGUUCCAGGAAGUGCAUCUGAAAAAUCGCUUGAACUGUAAACGUUUGUAAAUGUCUAACAUUUGAUCCAACUUUACUUUUCUGUCCUAUUAAAAAUAGAUGCAGUGUUUUCUUAAUUUAAAUUUCAAGCCUAAUGUUCAGCUAUUUUUCUUUUUUUUUUCUCAUGCCAGUUGUAGUGAGGUUAGACUUUCUUUCAAGUGGUAUUGGCAUAUUGGCAGCAAUUUAAACAAAAAAGAGCUUGAGGAAAUGGAUGAAAAGACUGAAGCAGUGCUUGAAAUUGAAAGGAAUCUGGAUAUACAUAAUAAAGUAAUGGCUCUAUUAUUGUCUUUUCCUUCCCCCCACUAUUUUAGUCUCUGGAAUAUACAGGGAAAUAAUAUUUCAUUUUCUGUGCCAAUAUUUAAAUGUUUCAUGAGCAAAGAUGUUUCGAAGUUUUUAAUGCUAUUCAGUUGUCAGAGCAGAUUGUACAGUUCUGAAACUUAUUCAGAAAAAGAACCAAGAAUUUAACUAUUUUUGAUAUAUUUAUCAUGGGGCAUAUAAUUGUGUGUUCUGCUUCCCAGUAUUACUGUUUCAGGCUGGAGUAUGAGUUAUACUUUCCAGCAAGUGAUGUCCGUGAAAAUCUUGCCUGAUUCUCAAACAAAAGUGCUAAUUUCACAAAUUCAUUUUCUCAAAUGUUCCCAUGUUGUUUGAUUUCCUUUGAAAUUUACUUUUCCUCAGUCUCCUACUCAUCAUAACUGAUAAUAUUCAUAAUAAUUGAUAAUAUCAUAAUUGAUAGGCAUCAAUUUGCAACAUGAUUAAGCCUGCUCAUUUUUGUCCCUUUUUCUAAGUGUUUGGGGGACAAAGGGGGGACUUUGGAGAGUCUUGAAAUUUUAGGAGGUACUAAACUUUAUUCUUUGAAUGAGAGGCAUCUAAAAUGGUAAAAGUAAUAAUUUUUUUCUUAAUUCAGCUGAAGGACCCUAUCAUGUUAUUAGUUUCUCCAAGUAAUGUUUCUGAAACUAAUUCUCAGAAUGAGUUGUUCUGCCAGGAAAAAUCAGACUUUUAUCAACAAAUUAAAAUCUUUCAGACCUUGAAAUUCUUGAAUCCUUUGAGCCAUCGUUUUCUUUUCCUCCAUAGAGAAAGAAAGUCUUCCUUAGAAUUCUUUCUUUUAGUAGAAACUGCAAUUUUAAGACUGAUUAGUGUUUGUCAUGUUUAUGCAUUUAAAAAAAUCUUAUAGACAGUGUUACUAAAUUUCAUCCUAAUAUAAUGUCAGAACAACAUGUACUUUAUUAAGAAAAGUGAAUCUUAUCUUCUGACUUGGCAACAUUUGAUUUCCUGAAAGGCACAAAGAGAACUUGAAGAACCAAUGAACUCCUCCCUGAAAAAAUUUGAAAGUAGCUGGUUUAUUUACAGUGUGGGAUAACUUCUGGUAGGACUGAAAAAUGUUAACUUGCUAUCUUCUCAUAAUCAGAGAUUUGAGAUUUCAUUUGAAAAAUGCUGAUGUCUAAAAUAAAAGAUAAUUUAUUAAAUAAUAUCUGUGAAUCUGUCCUCUGAUCUGUUGCUUUGAAGGAGAGAUUCCAUCACACAGCUGGUCUAGAAGUUCAUGUACACAAAAAUUUUCAGUCUUGAGCAGGAGUUAUGAGUCUAGAAUUUUCAUAUACAUGGAAUUUUAAGAAUAGAUUUUUCUAUGCAUCUGUCUUCAUUAAUAUAUUUAACUUUUAAAAUAUGUUUUGAACUGUCCUUAAGAUAUUCCUGAGAAUUAUUUUGACUAAUUGGUUUAUAAAUACAUGGUUAAUAAAACACCAAGUGGAAUGUCAUGUAUCCUGGUUUAUCACCAGUCAGCAGUUAAGCACCACAGAGCCACUCAGUCAUUUUCCCCCAGCAGCAUGAGGGGGAGAAUUGAAAGAGUAAAAGUGUGGAACUCUUGGGUCAAGAUAAAGACAAUCUAUAGGUUUGAUAGGUAAACCAAAAGCCAUACAGGCAAGCAAAGCAAAAUAAAGAAUUAAUUUACUGCUUCCCAAGGUCAGGCAGGUGUUCAGCCAGCUGUAGGAAAUCAGGGCUGCACCACAUGUGACAGUGACUGGGGAAGACAAACACCAUCACUCCAAACAUUCAUGUGUUCCUCCUUCCCCCAGCUCUAUUUGCUGAGUGUCACACCAUGUGCUGUGGAAUAUCCCUGGAGUCAGUUGGGGUCAGCUGUCCCACCUGUGUCCCUUCCCACCUCCUUGUGCACCCCCAGCCUCCUUGAUGGGGUGGUGUAAGGAGCAAAAAAGGCCGUGCCACUGUGUUUCCUUCUGACUCAGCUGUAAGGAAAGAGUUCCUGUGCUAUCAACACUCUUCCCAGCACAAAUCCAAAACACAGCCCUGCAUUAGCUCCCUGAAGAAAAUUACCUCAUCCCAAACCAGCAGACUGGGACAGAUCGUGUUGUUUGCAUUCAGAAUCCAGGACAUUUAAUUGUUCAUGUUACCAUGUUUAGUUUAUGAGAAGCUCAACAUGACUUGAUAAUGUGUGCUUUCAGCACAGCAAAUCACCUGUUCCCUGAGCUGCAUCAUAAGAAGUGCAGCCAAGAGGCUGAGGAAGGUGAUUUUCUCCCACUAAGAAGUUGAAUCUAGUUCUAAAUUAGUUGAAGUAUUAGGAUCUCAAAAGUAACAGUGUGGUGCUGAAUGGUGGUCGGCACUGCUUUUGGGAAGAACAGGUACUUCUAAAUACACCGUCCAUACUUAGGUAACACACUACAUGACUGGAUACUUCAGAAAACGUUCCUCAAAAGAUUUUUGUACUACUUUCUCGCUGGCUGAGUAUUUGCCCUUAGGAGGCAUUGAAAUACUUGUAUCUGUGGACUGCAUAAGGCCUAGGAUUUCAGUUCUGCUGAAAUUAUCCAGUGGCAUCUUGUGCCUUGGCCAGGCUAUGGCAGAGUGGUUAAAACCUCUUGUAGCAACAAGGGCCAUCUAAGUAUCAACUGUGUAACUUAUAUUUACAGAGGUUUUCAAGUUAGAAAAUAAGAAAUUUAACUUCUAAUUUCUGAACGCUUCUGGGUGUUUCAACGCACAUUCUCUGGACUCAUCUGUAUAUCACAGUAGUUUGCAGACAGAAAAUUAUCACUCUGUCUCUAACAGGAAAAAGAGUACUGAUUUUUGUAAACUAGCAUUCUGAAUUUUGUAGCUGAAACAUGGGCCUGUGAUUGAGUUUUAUUCAUUUGUUUUUAGUUUGAUCUUGACUAUUUUUAAAUAAUGCUGAAUGAAGUUCCUACUAGAGUUGAAAAUUAUGAGGUCUAACCCUGGUUAUGCCUGAAUGGUAAUGUACAACGUGAAUGACUGAAUAAUAAUCAGAACAGGAAAGCUUACUCUGGUAUUCUUUUAAUCAAAUCUGAAAAUGGAUGAGUAUGUUCAGAUGAUAAGCAAUGUAAUUUUUAAAUUUAUCUUUGUUAAUUUUAU